Molecule: messenger RNA, 3030 nt
Organism: Mycena indigotica
Lineage: Eukaryota; Fungi; Basidiomycota; Agaricomycetes; Agaricales; Mycenaceae
Product: TRP domain-containing protein
Exons: 5
Coding region: 1-3030 (1009 amino acids)
Biological process (GO): transmembrane transport
Source: RefSeq, a predicted model, not a curated record
AUGGGCCGACUAUGCAGGCCUCGGAUGGUGGCUGCCACCCUCCUCUGCUCUCUAUUUGCGCUCCCUACAUUCGCCGACCCAGCAACUCUUGACUUCGAAGACUGUUUCAGCGGGAAUUCUUCAGUGAAACUCGCCGUUGACCACGUCUAUGGCCAAGUCCUCGAUAGCCCGAGCGCAAACAUGGGGACCUACCUCAAUCUCACUCUCGUUGGAACCAGCCCGCAGGCAAUUCAAGGGUUUACGGACUCGAGCUCAAGCCUCGCAACGUUAUUCACCACAACGACUGUCCUCACCCUCAACGUCUGGACGAAUAGCUCCUACUUAUGUAGGACGAUACGACCUCAAUCUCCCCUUCCACCACUCGAAAACGCGACAGAUUACUGCCCAGUUGCAGCUGGUCCAUUCGCGCUUUCUGCAUCGAUCCCCUGGGGUACAAACCGCCCCUUAACCACCCUCAAUACGCGGUUACGAGCUGUCGAUCCAUUCAGUUCUGAGCUGCUCUGCAUCAGUGUUAACACAACUCCCCUUUCUCCCUCCAACGACUCGCCCUAUGGCAUUGCCCACGCUAUAUUUUGGUCAACGGUCGGGCUAGCAAUGCUGUAUUGGCUCGUCAUAGGAAUCGCACGGAUAGUUUCAGCUUGGGGACGGGGAAUUACUAGACCAGGCCGGUCGUUAUGGGCACACGGUCAAAGUGCUGGGUUUAUCCUUGCUAGCGCAAUCAGCGGCGAGCGUUUUGCCACAUCGCCAGCGCUAAUGCGCUUCAGCACGCCAUGUCUUCGAGACGUAUUAUUCCACACGCAAUGGUGUGCUUCUUUGGCUAUGGUCGCUGUUCAGUGGCCGGCGUUCAUUUACCCAAUUCUGGCUCAGACCUCGUGGGCGACUCUCACAUAUAACGUUACUUUGACCGACAGACAGCAUUGGAACCCUCUUUCGACACUUCCGUAUAACCCUCCAUCCACAUUCACGGACCAGCUAGCAGAUUCCUCUUCGCCACUUUACAUCAACCCUAGUGUGCCCAACCUGCUUUUCACCCUCCCAUCCGACGCUGCAUCUGGCAUAGCCAUGUUCGCCUACACGGUUGGCGUUCGGCCUCAGGCUCUGUUCGAGAUCUGUAUUAUUCUCUUCCUUGGUAUUGUCGCCGCCACAAUCGUCCUUUCGGCUAUCGUUUGGUUUAUCGACUUCCUGGGCAGCUUUGUCAGCGGAGCCUUGUCGCACUCACCUGGCAUACGCGCCCGUAGUCCUGGCCCACGAGACCUCGAAAAUGCUGCAUCCAAUGAGGACAAGGCGGCGAUGUUCCGCCCGGCCUCCCGUCUCACGUUGUCGGGUGGAGGAAUGGGUAUUGCGACACCGAGAAAGCCGUGGUAUCGCGUUCGGACGGAGAUCAGCUCUUUCCAUUGGAGCGUCCUCCAUGGCAACCUUGUCCGCAUACUGGUCAUCUUCCAUUUACCCCUCACCAUCUUCGCUGUGUACGAGAUGACUCAACCUGCUUCGCUGGCAUCAGUCCGAGCUCGUGCCUUGGCUGGAUUGUCGUUCGCCAUCCUUUCCAUCCUGGUGCCUGUCAUCUUGGUUGUGCGGGUUACCUUGACCACGACCAACAAGUUGUACGACGAAACUCGGACCCUGCUGGCCCUUGGCCCACUAUAUAACCAUUAUCGACAUGGUAGUCAGUUAUUCGCCAGCUUGCUGUUUGCGACUAAUCUGGUGUUUGGGAUCGUCAUUGGUGCGGGACAGAAGAGUGGAACCGCACAAGCUAUCGUGAUUCUCAUUGUCGAGGUCGCCGCGGCUUUGGUAACCAGCAUCUGGCUACCUUGGGGAACCGGAGCGAGUAUGGGGCUUAUCAGUUUCCUGUUUUGCGUGGCCAGGAUCGUCGUCGCGGUGCUUUUAGUUAUUCUUACACCUGCGAUCUCCAUCGGUGAUGGAGCUGCUGCGUGGGUUGCCUAUGGAGUUCUUGUCAUACUAGCCCUGGUUUAUCUCGCAUUGGCCCUGAUGCUGGUGAUCAAACUCGUGGAGGCCGCGAUACGGAUUGUUGGCCAAGUUGGGUUCGAUAAGAGCACCCAUGUCGUCGAUAGCGGCCUGUUAGGUGCUUGCGGCCUAUUGGGAUGUUGUGGGUCCCGCAAACGUCGCGUUCCGAAACAUCGCACUCGUCAAAGAAGGACAUAUGCUGCUGCUCAAGUAUCUGAUGGUGGAUCCUCCACUUUUGUUCCGCCUCCGCUAUUGAGUGGUGAUUCUGCUUCGAAGAAAUCGAUCCACUCACAACCUCCUUCCGUUCUUCGGCCAGAGCACGCGUUGCGCCCCUAUCGCGAAGACAGCGACGACGAAAGCGGGUACAUUAUGGGUGCUUGGCAGCCGUUCCCACGACCUGGCUACAACCAGGUGGAAAAGUCAAGUGCUCCUCCGCCGUCUUCUGGGUUUUCGCGGGUUGGAGGUGGGCGAGCACAUAUUGAUGCCCCGUAUGCAAUUACUCCUGGAGCCCCUGCUCCCGCGACGCCACCGAAUGGGUCGAGUUCGAGUCUUGCCUGGCCAGCAGUCGAGGACACGCCGUCCAUGGCGAGCGUGCCCCGGAGACAAAGCCCCGAAACGGUCAUGACUGGGUCCGGUCUGCCGAGGGGAGCCAUGCAACCACACAUGCGAACCAAGUCGCAAACUGCGAUUAUUGAGAAUGCGCCGAUGCUUGCGUCAUCGUCUCGACCGCCUUCAAGACCCCAGCACCCGUCUGAAGAGCUUGAGGAUGACUCAGACUCGGAUGGGCAGGUGGAGGUUGGACAGCGGAAGAAGAAGCCGUGGUAUCACAUUCGGAGACAUAGGCCACAGAGUGAAGGGGUUCCGCCAUCUGCAUUCCCAGCUCAGACGGCAGAGCAGGCUGCUUUGGCGACCGGCGAUACACCCCCUGGCCGCUCUUUUGUUGUCAUUCGCAAGGGACAAGCUUCUCCUGCUCGGUCGCAGCAGCUAUCGACUGCCUCAACGCCGACUAGGGCUAUGUUCAGGACGGAAAGUGCUGGGGAAAUCAGGAACUCGAGUGCGACGUCAUGA